GAAUGGCGCUUUGCUUUUUUCUCAAGUCUGGGGAAUGGGAAUUUGGGAAUUUUAUGAUUUGCCAUUGUUCUCGUCCUAGUUUCAGUAUUUUGCGUAUGCUAUGAAGAUGUUUUGCAGAACUUGUUCGCGGCAGAUAGUUGAUUCUGCAGCGAGAUGCCUUUUCGAGGCCCCUAGUAACGGUCUGCUUGGAAAAAUCGAAACAUUAACUGGCCUGCUCCUGAAAAGUGAUGAGAAAUUGCCACAACUCAUGUGCCAGCAAUGCGCGCAGGAUCUACAGGCUGCAUUCGAAUUUCGCAGAGUUUGCAUUGCGGUUCAGGAACGGCUGGAACUUGAGCUCGAGCAGGAGAUGGACUCUCCACUGCUAAAGGACAACGACGAUAUUGAUCAAAGUAACGUAGAAAGCGAGCCUGAACUAGUACCAAAGGAAUACGUUGUAGAAAUAUCGUCCAUUAUCGAGGAUUAUCAGAUCCAAGAGGAGAGCGGUAGCGAUCCAAGUUCCCUGAAUGGAACUAUUGUCCAAGAAGAGGCCAAUAAUGACAUGGAUGCAGAGAAACAUUCGUGCAACAUGUGUGGCCUACGCUUUGCAAGCAAAGUCGAGCUCAGGAAGCACCAGUACCAGCUACAUGAUGUAGUUCCAGCCGGCAGGAAAUUCGAUUGCAGCCAUUGUGGGAAAAGUUUUCCCAUUGCCUCUCGGCUGACUAAACACCUCCGUAGCAUUGGGGCCGAGUUGGCGCAUGACUGCCAAAAGUGCGGGGCAAAGUUUUACAGCCAAGUGCUGCUGGACAACCACACGGAUCGACGCCACAAACCACCCCAGGAGAAACAUGUCUGCCACCUAUGCGGACAGACGCUGGCCACUCGCUUCAGUCUACAGAGUCACCUGGUGCGCCAUGCCGGCACUAGACCCCACAAGUGCCAGCAAUGCAGUGCCUCUUUUUCAACGGCUGCGGAGCUCUGUUCCCACGACAGAAAGCACACGGCUGUGCGUCCAUACCCAUGUCGGUAUGAAUGCGGGAAAGAUUUUCGGUACUGUAGCGCCCGCAGCAUACACGAAAGGACUCACAUGGAUGAGAGCCAGCGUCCCUUCCGCUGCGAGUACUGCAGCAAGUCCUUCGUGACCAGGGGAGACUGCAGGUCCCAUCAAAUACAACACACCAUGAGCCGCGAACACAGCUGUAACAUCUGCAGGUUAAGAUUCAAGCUUAGGAAACAUUUUUUGGCCCAUCUGAAAUCGGGGGGCCACAAGACCCUGGAAGCGCGAGACAAAGCUUUAAAACGAAACGCAUUAGGCCCACUUUCUGUUGAAUCAAAAUUAAAAUGAAAUACAAGGCCGUGGUAAAGGAUCUCCUUUACGAUGAGGAGAACGCGGUGUCCAAUGGCAAGAAAUUAUAGGCCCUUGGUGAAUCCUCAGGCCGAUGAUUUCAUGUUACAUAAAUGUAAUCUAUAAAAAAAUAAAGUUAGAUAAUCCUGUGGAGAUUUCAGCAGAAUUUCUUCG
This is a messenger RNA of Drosophila obscura, 1495 nucleotides long. RefSeq names its product zinc finger protein 436. The transcript is spliced from 5 exons. NCBI's taxonomy places the organism in Eukaryota, Metazoa, Arthropoda, Insecta, Diptera, Drosophilidae. Gene Ontology annotation, cellular component: nucleus. Gene Ontology annotation, biological process: regulation of transcription by RNA polymerase II. The coding region runs from base 101 to 1321 and encodes 406 amino acids. Gene Ontology annotation, molecular function: DNA-binding transcription factor activity, RNA polymerase II-specific; RNA polymerase II transcription regulatory region sequence-specific DNA binding; zinc ion binding. The record is from RefSeq and is a predicted model, not a curated record.